ACUUCCGUUAUAGACCGGAAGUGCUACCCGUCCUCACAAGCCGCUCCCGAGGAGAACGGACUUGCCGUUAGAAAAGCCUCUCGCGAUCGGUUAUUGCGACAUUAAAUUACAAUCCAUGCUUUUAAAAAAAAAAUCUCUGUAUGGGUUGGCGUGUGACUCUCUGCCCGCAUAAUCUCUACGCGACUAGAGAGGAAGAGGGAGGAACAGAGAGAGAGAGGCGGGCUUCCAGGCUGGGUCGCCGGGUAACCGGCGGCUCACUUCCGGUCUGGACCGGAAGUAGGCCUCCCCCUCCUCCUCCCGGGUUCCAGGGAGGACAAUAGACGGAGAUGGCGGCGGCGGCUACUUUGGGGCGGCGAGUCCUGCUUGGGUCGUGGCUGCUGCUGGCCGCCCAGGUAUCCUGUGAAUUUGGCAUGGUGCGCAUCUUCUCCGAGAAGGGAAGCGCCAAAGGAAAAGACUAUUGCAUCCUCUUCAACUCCCAAUGGGCCCACCUGCCCCACGACCUGGGCAAAGCUUCGCUCCUGCAGCUGCAGGACCGGACGGUGUCUGUCCUGUGUGCUCCAUCUGAUGUGCCCGACGGUGGCUUCAGCAACACAAUCCCCAUGGUGAUGCGGGGGAACUGCACCUUCUACGAGAAAGUCCGGCUGGCUCAGAUCAACGGUGCUCGGGGGUUGCUGAUUGUCAGUCGAGAGAGACUGGUUCCUCCUGCUGGCAACCGGAGCCAGUAUGAAGAGAUCGACAUCCCCGUGGCCCUGCUCAGCUAUGCGGACAUGCUGGACAUUGGCAAGAGCUUUGGCCAUUCCGUCAAGGUGGCAAUGUAUGCACCCAACGAGCCCGUCUUAGACUACAACAUGGUGAUCAUCUUUGUGAUGGCCGUGGGCACGGUUGCCGUCGGCGGAUACUGGGCCGGAAGCAGAGAUGUGAAGAAGCGAUACAUGAAGCACAAGAGGGACGACGGGGCGGAGAAGCACGAGGACGAAACAGUGGACGUCACCCCCAUCAUGAUCUGCGUGUUCGUGGUCAUGUGCUGCUCGAUGCUCGUCCUUCUCUAUUACUUCUACGAUCACCUAGUAUAUGCCAUCAUAGGAAUAUUCUGCCUUGCGGCUUCCAUCGGACUGUACAGCUGUCUCUCUCCGUUUGUGCGAAGGUUUCCUCUGGGGAAAUGCAGGGUCCCGGAUAACAACUUGCCAUAUUUCCACAAGCGCCCUCAAGUCCGGAUGCUGCUGCUGGCCGUCUUCUGUGUCGCCAUCAGCUUGGUCUGGGGUGUCUUCCGAAAUGAGGACCAGUGGGCCUGGGUCCUCCAAGAUGCCCUGGGAAUCGCCUUCUGCCUGUACAUGCUCAAGACCAUCCGCCUGCCCACCUUCAAGGGCUGCACUCUGCUUCUGCUGGUCCUCUUUGUCUACGACGUCUUCUUCGUUUUCAUUACGCCGUAUUUAACCAAGAUGGGGGAGAGCAUCAUGGUGGAAGUAGCCGCUGGCCCGACAGACUCCGCCACUCACGAAAAGCUCCCGAUGGUGCUGAAGGUCCCAAGGCUCAACUUCUCCCCACUGGCGCUCUGCGACCGGCCUUUCUCCCUCCUGGGAUUCGGGGACAUCUUGGUUCCAGGUCUGCUGGUCGCCUAUUGCCACAGGUUUGACAUUCAAGUCCAGUCCUCCCGAGUGUAUUUUGUGGCUUGCACUAUAGCCUACGGCAUCGGCCUCCUGGUGACCUUUGUGGCGCUGGCACUGAUGCAGAAGGGCCAGCCGGCGCUCCUCUACCUCGUGCCCUGCACGCUCCUCACCAGCUUCGUCGUGGCCCUUUGGCGCAAGGAGCUGAACAUGUUCUGGACGGGCAGCGGCUUUGCGAAGGACCUACCUCACCCCCCUUUGGUGAUCUCCCCUGUCGGCUGCCCUGCAGCCCCAAAAGAGGCCGCUUCUCCACAGUCUCAGGCAGAAGCCAUCGACCAGCCGGCCACUCCUACUUUCCCGGCUGAUGAGCCCACUCGCAGCUGCCUGCUGAAUGGUGAGGAGCCGUGUGUCCCCUUCCUGGAGAAGGCGGAGGAGGCGGAGGAGGCGGCAGCACAGACUGAGCCCCGUGAGACGGCCCCCCAGUCUCCACAUAUAGAAGAGCCUGGCCCUCAGAAGGACAUCGAUGGCCCUGGGAGUAAGAGCCUCUCGGUGGAGCAGAGCCAGUCUAACUAGGAGCGUCCCCUUCUCCUCACCCCCCUGCCGCAAAUCCCCCACCCCACUCUUUUUUCUCUCCUUCCCCAUCACAGACUAACUAACUGGAGAUGAACUAAGGACUGAUUUGGUCGCCUUUUGCGUUCAGCCCAGAAGCGCAUCUCAUACCUUUGAUCAUCCAGCGUGAGAAAACUCCUGUGGCUGAGUUCUGGACAUGCAAGGGGGAAAAAAAAAAUAAUAAUCAAGCAUUUCACACCUCAUUUCCCCGCUUCCCCAAAUAUGGUGCUUAAUGAAGGUUCUGGUAGAAUUUCAGUGAUAGUUUUAAAAAACAGCAACAAUAGCAGAUGCCUUUUCCUUCCCUAUUUCAUGAUGCUGGGAUAGUAUUAAGAUAACUUCUUUUUUAAAGACGUAGGCAGUAUUUUGCGCUUGGGUGGCUGUGAUAUUGCUUUAGCAGGGGGAGAACACUCCUGGACCACGCAGGGGGAGAACACUCCCCUGCUCCUCUGACUGUUGCUGGCUUUCUCUUUUUUUAUAUAUAAAAAGUAUAACUUUCCCCUCCCCUGGAAGGGCCUGUGUCUCUUUGCGCGGCUUUUGCCUCCUGUUGGAGCACUUUGAAUGCAAACGUUGAGGAACAAAGUGGCCUCUGGAAAGGAUUUGAUCACCCCAAGGGGAGCCGACUCGGUCUUUGCUUUUUUGGGGGGGAGCGGGCGGUGUGUGUGGGAUGCUAAUACUGUUGGAAGGCAUGCCAGAGCUUUUGUUUCAGGGGAGAUCACUCUGAUCUGGACCUGUCCUAGGAAACUCCUGUGACUUCCCUCCAAAUUGUUAGCAGUUAGCCUUUUAACGACCGGGCAGUCCAGCCCUGGCGCUCCUCUCUGAAGCUCUCUGGAGUUAGGGAUAGAUCAGUUCCUGCGGAGAAGAAAAUGUCUUCGUGUUUCCGUGCCUCCCGACCUCCCGGGAAGAUGUGAAUGAAAGUGUUUCUCCAUAGAGGGUGUGCCUCUGAUCACCAGAGCCCUGGACUUGCUCUGGUGCUGUGAUGAGGUCACUUCCUGGGAGACACCUUCUGGGGAAGAGAGGGGGUUCAGGCAGCUCGCCUUUCUUCCAGCUCACCCCCCUGCCCUUCCUCCAGUCCUGAGACUGGUCACAGGCCUGGCCCAGGAGGGCAUUCACCCCUUGGGAGCGUGAUUGGAGAGCCAAGAGCCCUCUGGGUUGCCUCGCCCUUCUCCCCCUGAAGGUGACGGGGCGUUGAAAGCACAGUUGUGUCUCCCGUCAAUUCCGUGCUAUAAAUUGGAUGUCAACCGACUGUUCUGGGGAGCCCCCAAACUCUUGGGGCGCACUGGGGUCCUUGGCGGCGCUUACUCUUGGGGCUCCCACCUCCUCCACCUGCCAAGAGGCAAAUUGCACAGGACAGGCCCUCUCCUCCCCUUGUAGCUCAGCCCAGACCUCCUUUGGGGCCUAUCGGGAAGCGGGGACAACUUGCAAUGUUUUUUCCCCUUCUUUGUGCUUUUUGGGACAGCAGCCUUGGAGUUUGGCCUCCCUAGGGCAGCAGUGAUGCGCGCCCCGAAUGAGGAGCUUGGGUUUGUGUGUGUGGGGGGGCUAACCUGAGGGUCUGGGUGCAAGUGCUUUCUCCGUUAACACCUUUAUUGGUUAAAAGCUCCAGGGAGAGUUGAAGGGAGAUUACAGUCUUAACGGUUCUGGACGGGUUCAGGGUCGUGUGAAUCCCCCCCGGAGAGUCUCUUAGAUCUCAUCUGGCAUCCCAAGCCUGUAAUCUCUCUAGGGGCUUUUCGUUUGUUUAGUUUUGCCUGUGUCUCUCUCCCCAUUUAUCAUGUUGUGUGUCAGUGUCCUUUUUGUUUUCGGACUGUAAGACGUGGCUCUACAACCUUUAUGUAUAAAAGUUUACCAGCUUCUGCUGAGUGCCUGGUGAUCCCGCUUGCCACCUCCCGCUCCGCCAGGGGGCCUCAGUCCUCACUCCCUGGGAGGAUUUCCUGGGCUUCCCUAAGACCUUUCCCACUCGCCCCCUGCCCUAAAUUGGCCUGGGCCUGGUUCCUUGGUGGGGCGUGUGGGCGGUGUGCGGAGCCAACCCGUCGCUUGUGCAGAAUGAUGGACGCUUGUCUUAGAUACUACAGGAUUAUGCCUUAAUUUAAGCCAUUUUAUAAAUGUAUAUGGAACUUUUUAUUUUACAAAAGCAGGUUAAAACAAUAAACUUGACAAAGCAUCAGGUCAUUUGGUC
Messenger RNA from Rhineura floridana, 4383 nucleotides. RefSeq names its product signal peptide peptidase like 2B (gene SPPL2B). Gene Ontology annotation, cellular component: Golgi-associated vesicle membrane; lumenal side of endoplasmic reticulum membrane; cytoplasmic side of endoplasmic reticulum membrane. Lineage: Eukaryota; Metazoa; Chordata; Lepidosauria; Squamata; Rhineuridae. The coding region runs from base 327 to 2177 and encodes 616 amino acids. The transcript has 15 exons. Gene Ontology annotation, biological process: membrane protein proteolysis. The record is from RefSeq and is a predicted model, not a curated record. Gene Ontology annotation, molecular function: aspartic endopeptidase activity, intramembrane cleaving.